This is a messenger RNA of Sclerotinia sclerotiorum 1980 UF-70, 117 nucleotides long. RefSeq lists its product with no specific name. The coding region runs from base 1 to 117 and encodes 38 amino acids. The record is from RefSeq and is a predicted model, not a curated record. The transcript has a single exon. Lineage: Eukaryota; Fungi; Ascomycota; Leotiomycetes; Helotiales; Sclerotiniaceae.
AUGGCUUUCGGUAUGAAGCGUAUGGACAGUCUCUGGUCUGCAAACCAAGAAUCAUCUUGCCAGGGGGUAAAAUCCAAAGACUUAAAACCCCCAGAUGUCAGCAAGGAUUUUUGUUGA